Messenger RNA from Ogataea haglerorum, 579 nucleotides. RefSeq lists its product as uncharacterized. Bases 1 to 579 code for a protein of 192 amino acids. Lineage: Eukaryota; Fungi; Ascomycota; Pichiomycetes; Pichiales; Pichiaceae. The record is from RefSeq and is a predicted model, not a curated record. The transcript has 2 exons.
AUGAUUGCCAAAACAUCAAAAUCUCCAGCAUCCAAGCUGUCAUAUAAGGGUGAGUAUAGUCUGAUAAGGGAAGCCGCUAAGAAAUUGGUCACAAAGGCAGCUGAGAAGAAGCAGGCUACUAAAGUACUUUCCAAGUCUACCACGAAAGCCGCCAUCAAGGAUUCCCGACUAGCCACGAAAACAGCCAUCAAGAAGGCAGCUCCAAACAAAGCUUCGCAAAAGAAGAUUGCUGAAAAAAGGCCAGUAUCUUCGAAAACUGUAAAAUCCUCCGCCAAAGCUGCUUCAAAGGCAAGCAAGUCUUCGAAGGCAACCCAGAGUAUUAGCAGCCCAACGGCGUCGAAAAAAGCCACCCCAACUAAGAGUGGUAAGACCAAAUCUUCAGCUAAGCCUUUUUCAGCUAAAUCAGCUGCGAAGAGAAGUCUCCCUGCUAAGUCUAAGUCUGCAGAUACGCAAAAAAAAGUCACAACAAUUUCGAAAGUUGCCAAACCGAAGGGUGCUCCCAAAAAGGCAUCAGCUACCAAAAAAUCAGCCUCCAAAAAAGCUUCUUCAGCUAAAACCUCGAAAACCUCCAAGAAAUGA